AGAUCGGGUCAGUCGAGCCGAUCCUACGGAGACCGGCUGCCAGUACAGUAUCGGACGUCGUGCACGAUUCCGACGAUUCCUUUCUGGCCGCAUUCAGGCGCGCACCGGCCGUUUUUCAACAGUAAAAACUGCCAUCCGGUUGUUGAAAUUAACGCCAACCGCUUUUGGUCUAGAUGUGAGCACAGUGUUGAUGUCAGGGAUAUACCGUGAAAAAAACGGAGUCGCAGGCCGAGAUGCGGUUCUUCUUUCAUAGUAAUCACAGCUAGCCAAUAGACAAGCACCUGGUACCUUUUUCAUGAGUCGGACAAUGGCAAGAGGGGGAGCAAUCGCGAUAUUCUCGAUUGUGCUCUUGGCUGUUACGUGCCUUCGCUCUGUCGUGGGGGUCAAGGUCCAUACGGAGGCUGUGUCCUUGAACGAGACUAGGCGGCACGAUGACGACAUCGUCGAGAGGAACGAGGUACCACUUUCUCGGGAAUCUGAAAACAGUACCGAGAACCACAGAAUCCAGCACGAUCAUCCGCACAAUAUGCAUGGAAAACCAACGAAAUUUGAUAUCGAGCUUCAUACGGACGAUAAAGCGGAUUACCAGAUCGAACCCACGAGGAUGGUCAAUGUUACGGCUAAUCCAAUUGAAAUGAAUUCAACGACCAAUCAAUCUCUGUCAAAUUCGACAGAAUGCAGAGGGAAGCUUACCGUUUCCUGCAUACGAAGAGAUUUCUCGAAUUUUUUAGAUCAACUCUCGAGGGUUGACACGUACAACGUAACGGAAUCCGUGCAGAUAAUAAGAACCCCUGAAGCAAACGUCGCGUGCAACGACGUAAAGAGCGACGGCGAUACGGAUUCGAAUCUUCUGGACAAGGUCCAUCGUUACGCCAGGACACACGUUAUGAAGAUACAACUGAACAAGGAUCUGAGUCUUGCCAGCAAGGCCAGGACGUUCUUCGGUUCCGUCUUUCAGGGAAAGAGUACCUUUUUAACAGGAUUCGGGCUUGGUUUUCUAGCAUUCGGUCUGAAGAAAUUGCUGCUACCCUUGUUCUUCGGCGUACAAAUAAUUAAGAGCGUGUUACUCGCUCUCUUUCUACCAAGUAUCAUCGGCAGUAUUGGUAAUAUCGUUGGAAAAGGUGUUUCCUCCUUUGCUCAAGCCUCGCAUGCCGCGCCCGUGGCAGCAGCUGAGGAAAAUUUCGAGUUCAAGGAUAAUUCUGAUCUUUACAACAAUGACUAUUUGACACGGCAACCGGUAGGCACAUUACCAGCAUCCGCCAUGUACGACGAGAGUAUGAUGCAAACACAAAAAACUCCGGAUAUGGCGUCCCGCUAUGGAUUUGUCGAUUCAAGAAUAUCUCACGCGAAUGCGCUCUCGGAUCGUUAUUAUACGCGACACGUGGCUGCACACGGACUUUCUAAGAAACAGGAUUUUAAGGUCUUCCACGAGAUCCCGACGAGCUCUUUGCUCUUGACGAACUACGACCCGUUCUACUCGCCCCUGCUGUCACGUCUGGACGCCGUUUUCUCUCGUCUUGGUCACAACACGGAAGGCUGCAGGGAGUACGCGGUGUGCGCGAUGUAUCGGAGUCCGGCGCGUUACGCGCCGUACUCAAAUCUGGUCUCCGCUCAAUUGUCCAGAGAGCUGAACGAGCUGAGGAAACCUAGCAGCGACAAUCCGGACGUUCUACGCUUCUUCAGAUACAUGAAGGCCGCCAAAGACGGCCAGGAUGGCGUCAAGUGCGAAGAGACCUACGCGAAUUGUGCGAACGCUCGUGAAGAUCAGACUUUAAAGCAAAAUCAGGCGAUGCUCGCAACGUACCAAGAUAUCAACAAGCUCGUACAGGCCAGGAAGAUCUGAGAAACGUCAAAGUCUUUCUUUCGUUUAUUGCUGUUAUUAUCUUGUUAUCGCAAAAUGCAAUAAGGAAGAAAGACGCGUCUCAAAUCGCUUCGUCGAAUGUGCGAGCUUUAGGAGCAAUGGCUUAUAUAGUUUUUGAUCGAAUGCAUUAGUGCGAUCGUUAAAAAUAUUUAGCGUCUGCUCUAAUGAUUGCUCAUUUGUUUAGAGAUAUUAUGUGUACGUAAAGUUUGAAGGUGUUUCUAGUGAACGGAUUACUAUUACACGUCGCACGAAGCGUUCGCUCGGGGCUUCAAGAUGCAAAAUCUCGAUUUUUCUUUUCCUGUUUUAAAUUUUAUUAUUAUCUUCAGGCAUUAAAAACAAUAUUUCAAAAAUAUUUUAAAACUUUCUUGAUUUUAAAUUUUCGACACUUAUCAUUUUAGAUAAGAGAAUUCGAAAUUAAUUUGCGUUUGAAGCAUUCGAGACAGUUUUAAUCCAUUCAUUACUCAACCCUUUGACUUCUGUAACUAAACAGACUCUCGAUGUACCAUAUACAGUUUCCUAAAUUAUCGUUUGCAAGUACUUGUUUGAUUCCCAAUGAUGUCGAUAUACAGGCUGUAACGCGUGUAAGCCUGAAUUCUCUCUCUCUGUCUCUCUCUCUCUCUCUCUCUGAACUUUUAUCAAACAU
Messenger RNA from Pogonomyrmex barbatus (red harvester ant), 2504 nucleotides. RefSeq names its product Protein Osi24 (gene Osi24). The record is from RefSeq and is a predicted model, not a curated record. Gene Ontology annotation, cellular component: membrane. Lineage: Eukaryota; Metazoa; Arthropoda; Insecta; Hymenoptera; Formicidae.